Messenger RNA from Clarias gariepinus (North African catfish), 964 nucleotides. It is a transcript of the gene mrpl9, whose product is annotated as mitochondrial ribosomal protein L9. NCBI's taxonomy places the organism in Eukaryota, Metazoa, Chordata, Actinopteri, Siluriformes, Clariidae. The record is from RefSeq and is a predicted model, not a curated record. Gene Ontology annotation, biological process: translation. Gene Ontology annotation, molecular function: structural constituent of ribosome. Gene Ontology annotation, cellular component: ribosome; mitochondrion. The transcript has 7 exons. Bases 168 to 917 code for a protein of 249 amino acids.
AGAACAGCCGAGGAAGAAAAAGAAUCUGGCGAAGCACCGGGAGUCUUAUAACAUUCACAUGGCGCGUGGAUAUUAACAUGAUUAACGAGGAUUAAACCGAUACAAAGCGUUAAGCGUGUGUUACUCAGGCGCAGUGGUGUAUAAGCGUCUCGUGCGUGCGGUCCGUGAUGCUCGCGCGCGCGGCCGCUCAGUUUGUCCUUCAGCCCGCGCGUGAGUCAGCGCGAGCUCGGAGCUUCAGCCUGAGCGCGUGCAUGGGCACAGUGAUGGUGGAGCGAUGGUGGCAGGUCCCUCUGUCGAAGGAAGGCAGUCCUCCCAGACUCUACACGCGCCGGCACAAGGUGUAUCGCCUGGUGGAAGACACCAAGCACAACAAGCAGGAGAAGAUGGAGCUGCUGCUCACACAGACCGUGCCCAAGUUGGGCGGCCGGGGCGACACGGUGUUUGUGAAGAAGUCUGUGGGACGUAACAAGCUCCUGGCUCAGGGUCUGGCUGUGUACCCGUCUCCUGAUAACAAGGAGAUGUUCAUGGAGGAGAGACGCUUACUGCGUGAGGGGAAGAAAGAGGACAGAAUCCAGACCAGGACAGGACAGCUCACAGUGGAGCUCCUGAAGAAGUCGAGUCUGGAGGUGGAGCUCCGCCCCGCGGCACAGCAGCACUUUCUCCUCACCAAGGAAAUCGUCUGCAGGCAUUUUUUGCGAAAACUGGGCAUGGUGGUCCCUCCCCAUGCUCUGACGUUACCCGACGAGUCGAUCACACAGUUCGGGGAUUUCUGGUGCGAUGUCACGGUGAAUGGCGUGGACACGGUGCGAGUGCCUCUGACUGUGGGACCAUACGUGGAUCCAGAGAAGAAGAAACUCAUAAGACAGCAAGCAGCAGCAGCCGAGACGCAACACACAGAGUCUCAGUCUGACCUCUGACCUGCUUUCACAUCAAUUCCAUUAAAUCAAUGUUUUUUUUCUUCACA